AUGGCCGACACACUCAAGUUUCAUCCCGCUUUGACCAUCACCAAUGUUAAGUCCCUUAUUCCCAUUACAUUGGAUAUGGAGCAUGGUAUGUAUCACUCUUGGGCGGCUUUAUUUACGGUUCUAGUUAGGGUUCAUGAUCUUCACCACCACAUCAUUCCUCCUACGGAGGAAACGGAGGUCGCCGCCUAUGCCGCAUCCAAAGCAAAAGACCUUGUCUUAUGGAAGCGCGUAGAUGUCGUGGUUCUUCAAUGGAUAUACGGGACAAUAUCCACCGACCUCCUCCAUGCUAUUUUACUCAAAGACGACACUGCUCAUGGUGCAUGGGCCCGUCUCGAAUCUUUGUUUCAGGACAACGAAGCUUCUCGCGCCACUCAUCUUGAAGAAGACCUUGCUGCCCUUGAUUUCGAGAAUUUUUCGUCUAUUGAUAGCUACUGUAAUCACAUAAAAUCAUUAGCCGUCCGCCUUGCCGAUGUUAGUUCUCCUCUUUCUGACGGUCGGUUGGUUCUUAAACUCACGGCUAGGCUCCCUGAGGCCUACGCCGGCACCGUCGACUACAUCCAGAACCAAGAGCCUCUCCCCUCUUUUGAAAGUUGUCGCUCUCGACUCAAGCUUGCUGAACGGACGAUCAAGCAUCGUCUCGCUAAGGAAGGGGGGUCUAGCAACCGCUCCCAGGCGGCUCUGGUCACCGGUUCCGGCGGCACCCCUAGUCCCGACCUCUCCUCUUCAACUUCACGUCCCAACUCCAAAAACAACAAACAAAAGAAACCUAACUCUAAAGGUUCUUGCAAAGGGCGACCUCCUCAUGGUCAGCCCACUCAAACCGGGCCCCCUUCUUAUUGGCAGCAGCCUCCUUGGGCUUCUUGGGCUCCAUGGCCCAAUCAGUGGCACACGCCCCCUCCGUGCCCAUAUCCAACUACGUCGUGGGCCCCACGGCCUACUGCCCAGCACCUUCUACCUCGGUCUGCUGGCCCAGGAAUUAUGGGCGCUCGUCCGCAAGCUUAUCCCGUCAUGGCUCCCUCCUACACUCCCACGGACGCGGAAGCUGCUAUGCACACACUCUCAUUUUCUCAACCGGACGGAAAUUAUUACAUGGACACUGGUGCUACAUCUCACAUGACUGCGGACCAAGACGGGAACCAAACUCGUGAGAUGUGA
Beta vulgaris subsp. vulgaris (sugar beet) is the source of this 1155-nucleotide messenger RNA. RefSeq lists its product as uncharacterized. Bases 1 to 1155 code for a protein of 384 amino acids. Lineage: Eukaryota; Viridiplantae; Streptophyta; Magnoliopsida; Caryophyllales; Amaranthaceae. The transcript is spliced from 2 exons. The record is from RefSeq and is a predicted model, not a curated record.